AUGGCUAAGAAGUCUGCUGCAAAGGGCAAGCAGCCCGCCGACCCGGCCAUCGUCCCAGCCGAACCAGCUCUCGGAGGUGCGGAGGACGCGCCGGUGGUGCUGCCUGCGAGGGAACCGGCGGCCAAGGUCAACAACGCGAGUUUGACGGAGCUGAAGAUUGCGCUGGACGAUGUUGUCAAGGAGUACUUCUGCCUCCCGACACACCGCUUCACCCGCUCGCACGCACACGAAGACGUUCGCCUGGCGCUCGGCUGGACAAGCGUGGCGGUCGCAGCAGCGACAGGGUACUACGGCUACGUAACCGAGUUCCACGAGAGCAAGUACUGGGUUUCCGUCGGGGUCGUCCUAUACGUCGUGCUGAAUACGGUGCUGGCACUGUAUGUCGCGUAUGUCGAGAAGAAUGUCAUCUUUGUCGGAAAGCGACGAACGAUCGCCUCGAGGAUCUCGACCGAACGCCUCACCAUCUCCUCCCUCGCCUUCUCCUCGCCCACCUCGCACACCACCUCCUCCUGGAUCCCCUUCCCUCUCUCGCUCCUCGCCUCUCACUCGCAUUCUCCUCUUUCUUCCUCUCCCUCCCAAGCAGCAACAUACCCGCUCUACUCCCUCACACUUGAAUACACCCACUCCUCAAACGCCAACAAAUCCCUCCUCGCUUCUUCUUCUUCCACCCUCGCACGGAGCUUCGGGGAGAUGGUAGACUCUGAGGGACGAGUCGCGAGGGGAGAAGCGGAGCGUUGGUUGGGAGAGGCUUUUGGGGAGGUCUGCGAGAAGGGGAAGGGCAGUGUGGGCGGGAGCGCGAGCGAGGGGGAGGGCAGGAAGAGUCGGUAG
This is a messenger RNA of Rhodotorula toruloides NP11, 828 nucleotides long. RefSeq names its product signal peptidase complex subunit 2. The record is from RefSeq and is a predicted model, not a curated record. Gene Ontology annotation, cellular component: membrane; signal peptidase complex. The coding region runs from base 1 to 828 and encodes 275 amino acids. The transcript has 5 exons. Gene Ontology annotation, biological process: protein targeting to ER. NCBI's taxonomy places the organism in Eukaryota, Fungi, Basidiomycota, Microbotryomycetes, Sporidiobolales, Sporidiobolaceae.